GUGCUUUUCUACGAAGUUGGGAGGAAUAGUACUUUUUACUUAAAAAUUUAGCAAAACUGUGCGAUCAUGGAUAAACUUUUUGUUACUUGUUUGUUGAUUACUUUGCAGGUAUCAUGGGUCUCUUCAAAGAAUUGUAAAUGGAGAUUCUAUCAGCAUUAUGCACAGAAAAACUGCAAGCCAAUUUUGGAUCAAGAUAAUUGCCCGAUCCGAUUUGCGUGUGAUUCAAUGACAAGUGAACUGCGUAAAACAUGUGUCCACAACGGUGAAAUAUACCAUGAUGGUCAAAUCAUUAAAGGCCUCAAUAAAUGCGACAGCUGCACCUGCUAUGUUGACAGUCAUGGGGAUGCCGCGGUAGAAUGUGCAUCGACUGAUUGUCCUGAUUGGGAACCGCAAGACAAAGCGUGCUACAUGGGAUAUUUGCCGGAUGAGUGCUGUCCGGAAGAACUUUGCCCCCACAAAAAUGAAAAAUUACGCAAUGCUUGUGUAAGAAAUGGAAAGUCUUACGAUAUCGGUAGGUUUAUUCCGACAGAGGACCCUUGUCGAUCAUGCAUCUGCACAGGAGACUGGAACGGAAAGGAGAAUGGACCUGGGUGCAAAAAAGUUGACUGCUUAAUACUUAGUAUCUACGCAAAGGAUAUUCGCAAUGGUUGUCUGCUCAUCUACGGAGAGAACUCCUGCUGCCCAACAGGGACGGAAUGCGGAAAAAUAUAUGGAGCAACUCCUGUAGAUUCUCCAAAAGAAAAAGAUGAUCUGUGUUAUUACCAAGGAAAGCAUUACGCACGUGGAUCUGUAGUUUUCCUUAACUCUGACACCAGUCAAAGAAUCAGUUGCAAGUGUUUAGUUCCUCCUGAUUUUACUUGCAUUAGAAAGCAGCUUUAAAAUCUUUUUGUCUAUUAAGAAUGAAUAUGUACUUUUUAAAUAAAUAAUUUUAAUCAUAGUUUAGAAGAUGGUAAUCACUUUUCUUUUUGUUUUUUGACAUUAUAAUGUUAUUUCCUUGUGUUUAAUUUUGCUCAUACAACAAAGGAAAGCUUUAAAAACAUUUAAUAAAUAAAUGAAGGGCUUGGGGCAAGAAUGAUAUGCCACAUGAUGUGAAUUUUUUAGUCGGCCAAUUUUCAACUUUUUUCAAAGGU
Messenger RNA from Uloborus diversus, 1130 nucleotides. RefSeq names its product kielin/chordin-like protein. The record is from RefSeq and is a predicted model, not a curated record. Gene Ontology annotation, molecular function: protein binding. NCBI's taxonomy places the organism in Eukaryota, Metazoa, Arthropoda, Arachnida, Araneae, Uloboridae. The transcript has 7 exons. The coding region runs from base 67 to 879 and encodes 270 amino acids.